Molecule: messenger RNA, 270 nt
Organism: Symbiodinium sp. CCMP2592
Lineage: Eukaryota; Dinophyceae; Suessiales; Symbiodiniaceae
Source: the annotation of a GenBank genome assembly
AUGAGUGCAGUUGUUUUCUUCUUUCGAGCUUGGAACGUAGGCUUGGGUGGUGCUGGUGCUGUGCUGCUUCUACCUGGUCGCCCGGCUGAAGCUGUGCCAGUGCUCAGAUCUUGCGGCCAGGCUUUCACCGGAAGUCGCGCGGGUGACAGUGCUCGCUGCGGCACGCUCCUGGGAGCAGCAGACCAGAGUAUAAGAUCUGUGCAUGGCUGCUCAAAGCAUACGGGUUCUCUGGGAAAUGCUACGCGAACCUACAUGGCCCGCUCGACCUGA